Ceratitis capitata (Mediterranean fruit fly) is the source of this 1284-nucleotide messenger RNA. RefSeq names its product GILT-like protein 1. The transcript has 5 exons. The record is from RefSeq and is a predicted model, not a curated record. Bases 337 to 1062 code for a protein of 241 amino acids. NCBI's taxonomy places the organism in Eukaryota, Metazoa, Arthropoda, Insecta, Diptera, Tephritidae. Gene Ontology annotation, molecular function: oxidoreductase activity, acting on a sulfur group of donors, disulfide as acceptor.
ACCAAGUCAGAGGGACGUUCAAGCACGAGAAGCUACACUUCGAAAUCUAACAAAGACUAGCCGAUUGGCGCUUUUGGGCAAACUGGCGCAGUUCGAUUUGAGGUGUUGAACGUUUCAAACGAAUAUAGAAAGUGUUUUUAAGUGCUCAGAGAAAAAAUUCCCUUGCAAAUUGUUUUGUGCAUAAAGGAUUACCAAUUACGUAUGUAUGUAUGUACAUACAUAAUUUAUUUCAAUCAAAAUCAGUUGAGCUCAAAUUUAAGAAAAUUUUCUAUUUUGCUUUCGGUUGCAUAUUAUAAAGUUCUAUCCAGCAAAAAAAUUAUUUUAUAAAAAAUUAUAAUGAUUCAAAAAGUUUUCGGUUUGUUCUUGGCGUUGAUUGCCGCUGCCAAUGCAUUGAAGACACCUGUAACGAUUUACUAUGAAUCACUCUGUCCAGACAGCGCAAAUUUCAUAAGCGAGCAAGUGUAUCCAGCAGUUAACGGCGAGCUACAAGACUACAUAGAUCUCAUAUGGGUGCCAUUUGGUAAAGCUAAUUUCACCCCACAAGGAGACGAUGUGAUCUUCACCUGUCAGCACGGUCCUGACGAAUGCUAUGGCAAUAAAGUGCACGCGUGUGCCAUCGAACAUAUACAGACCGACUCCAACCAAACCGAAUCCACCAGAGAAUCGUCGACAUUGGAGUUCAUCAAUUGUAUGAUGAAAGCGGGCAGGAAUUUCGAUGACAAUGUAUAUCCGGGGGUGCGGUGUGCACGUGAAAGCAACGUUAGAAACUGGGAGAAUAUCCAACAAUGCGCCAACUCCACCGAGGGUAGUCAUUUGCUCAAGAAACAAGGGGAGAUAACCCAAAACUUCCAAAAUCCAAUCAGCUUUGUGCCAACUGUUGAUUUUAAGCAGCACUAUGAUGCAGAGGAAAAUUAUGCCGCCCUAACUAACUUCGUGGAGGUUUCCUGUAAAUAUAUUCCAAAACCGCAGCCUGAAGUGUGUGCCGCUUACAACUCUGCUGUCGCCACUACUCUCAAACGCUUUUUAACCUUAAUAACUUAUUUGUUGCUGCGCUUAGUUUAGAGCGUUGAGAGUGCCGGUAUUUAGUUUCGGUCAGAAAAAAAACAAAGUUUUUGAAUAAUUUUGAAAUGCCAAGGAACUUUAACUACUUAUUUGUCCAGACAAAGUAGCAGAACUUUUUGCAUUCUGAAACUAUAUUUGACAUAAAUCGUAUUUGACUUUUUUCAACAAUAUUUUUAUGUAUUUGAAAGGUGAAAUACAUCAACUUAAGUAUUUGUAAAUGAA